Symbiodinium necroappetens is the source of this 1944-nucleotide messenger RNA. Lineage: Eukaryota; Dinophyceae; Suessiales; Symbiodiniaceae. The record is from the annotation of a GenBank genome assembly.
AUGGCCUCUGUCUCCACUGUCACAAAGUCUGAAGUAUUGCCCGAUUGGAUGCACUGUGAUGUGCUCACAUGCAAGCUCCUGGAGGAAGUGAGUGGUCAGAUUGCAUCCAACUGUCGGACCUUUGGCGAUCAUCUGCAGGGGGUCUGCGGAGGCGCAAUGCGGCAGCUGCAGGCUGAGACCUUUGCCGCGGCGGGCGAAAAGGUUGAGGAUUGCACUGACUUCUUGUCCACCUUUGCCAACCUCAGUGCAGCGUUGCUGGCGGUCGCAGUGGACCUGGAGCUCGUUGUCACGCAGCCGCUCCAGAGGACGAUCGCCACGCUGGUCGAAGAGAGUACAGGGCGUGCGAAACACCUGCAGCAGGUGAAAAGACGAUUUGCGGAGCUGCAGGAACGGUAUGCAAGAACUCGCCAAAAGACCUUGGAUGCCAAAUCCAAGCUCGGAGGCGGUGAAGGUGACAAGCGCUGGAGGUGGCGGAAGUCGACUGAAAAGACGGCGGUGGAUCAGCACGCAGCUGUGUGCGACCUCGCACGGUGCGAAGAGGAGCUCUUGGAAAGCGAGGCGUGUCUGCGCAAACUGGAGGAUGACAGCAGGGAGCGCCUGCAGCAGCUUGAGUUCGAGAAAAAGGCCAUGCUCCGGCGAGUCUUGCAGCAGGGCAGGUCGUCUUUGCGACGCCUCCUUCGAGUUGCAGACAAGGUUCCGCCAUUGGAUGACUUUCAGGGAGUGAUGCCUGGCGCAGACAAAGCCUCUGCAUGUUUGCAAGAGGUGCAAACACGGGAGGCUCUGCCCACAGGUGACGGCCCAUUGCCAGAGCCAGAGGUUUGCCAGAUGGCGGAAGAGAUGGGAGCGCAGGAGCACCAGCCUUGCGAAGACAGAUUUGCUCGCUACCUUCCAGGUCCGGACGUCGACGAUGACGUGGAGGAUGGCGAAGACAAGGACAUCGAGGUCGGCGCCACCGUCCGAGCAGCAGGAUGGUCGCCUGACUCGUCUUGUUCGAGGAGCCGGCGAGCGGGGUCUGGUCGCCUGGUCUUCGACAGUGAGGCAUCUGUGCAUGUCCUCAAGGCAUGCAGAGGCCCCAUCACGGCGGCGGGGGAAGGCUCAGCACGACGUUCGCUCGACCUUUCUCGCCAUGGCAAAGCUCCCGAAGGUCAGCCAUCGAGGACGCCAGAGCUGGAAGCACAGGCAGACUCCGAUGACGAGGACUUGGAGCUUGGAGGUGCACCAUCGCCACCCAAUGUUGAAUUUCAGCUGUCGCCGCUGAUUGCGGAGCAGCCACAAAGACUCAUCGAUCGCUACAUGAAACGCAUUCCGGAGCAUCUCGCAGCUGCUGCUGAGACCAACUGGGAGAAGCUUCAGGGCCGCGCCGCCGAACAGCCUCUCGGAAGCUUGGUUGGCAAGCUGGAGAUCUUCUGGAUACAUCUUCCAGGAAAAGUGGCAUCUGCGGAUUCUGCAGAUGGUCUCGUCUGUUUUCAAUUUGUGCAAGGUCAUGCUGCCCAUUACGCCCGCAUCUUGCACCUCUCGGUUGCUCCUCAGGACGGAAUGGGCUGGCCGCAGGCACUUCCUGCUGCGAUUGCACAAGUUAGGCACUUUAUCUUCACUACGCUCCCUGUGCAAAGUCUACGAGUCGUGGUCUUGGCGGCAGAGGACGAAGACAAGCGAAUCUGCAUCGAUCGCGACGUAGAAGCUGCCUACAAGCAUUGUCGCUUCCGCUGGUUUCAGCUCACGCAAAGACUGCGAAGAGCGAAAUCCGCAUUUCUUCGUCAUCGCAAAUCUGCACGCUCGACACGUUUCUUGGUCCUGCAUUCGCCUCGAACGGAUGAGGACCCUCCUGCGCCUCGUGAUGCCGUAGGCACCAAGCCAGCUCUGAAGCUGCAAGCCGAGGGCCCCGACGACAGCCCCGAGGCUGAGGACUCCACACUUGCGGAGUUGAGCUUCACGGCUUGGUAG